Drosophila serrata is the source of this 5200-nucleotide messenger RNA. It is a transcript of the gene stau, whose product is annotated as double-stranded RNA-binding protein Staufen. Gene Ontology annotation, biological process: anterograde dendritic transport of messenger ribonucleoprotein complex; germ cell development; protein localization to synapse. Gene Ontology annotation, cellular component: plasma membrane; cytoplasmic stress granule; neuronal cell body. Lineage: Eukaryota; Metazoa; Arthropoda; Insecta; Diptera; Drosophilidae. Gene Ontology annotation, molecular function: mRNA binding; double-stranded RNA binding. The record is from RefSeq and is a predicted model, not a curated record.
CCAUAAGGCCAUUAUUUAUCGAGUUUCAUCCGCAGCCACAGUGCAAAAUAGGUUUAUCAGUUAAAUUUAAGUGUAAAAAUAGUUGUAAAGUGUUUUAAGUUGCGUCCGUGACCGUGGUACAUGCACCCGCGACCGCCCCGCCCGGCUGUGCCCGCCGCUCCGCUGACCGUGUGAAGUUUUCCUCGUUCCGUUGGUGUGAUUUUACCGUGUGUCUCGAGUCUCUUCUUCGCCGCGAGAGAAAAGAAAAAGAAGAGAAAGCUCCUUGCAGCUGCAAUUGAAGAAUAAACGAGCAUUAGGCACCAGGAUUCCAGCGAAAUGCAGCACAACGUUCAUGCCGCCCGGCCAGCGCCUCACAUCCGGGCUGCCCACCAUCAUAGCCACAGUCACAACCAUGGCCACAUGCAGAUGCAUCCGGGAAUGGAGCAGCACCUCGGCCCCGGCCUGCAGCAGCAACAGCAGCCGCCGCCGCCGCAGCAACAGCCUCCGCAUCGGGAGCAUCUUCAUGCACGCCUGAAUCAUCACCAUCUCCACGCCCAACAGCAGCAGCAACAGCAGCAGACGCCGUCGAAUCCCGCCGCCGUUGCUGCUGGAGCUGCCUAUCACGGCAACAGCGCUAGCAACAGCAACCAGAUGCAGAAGAUCCGCCAGCAGCAUCAGCACCUGAGCAGCAGCAACAGCCACCAGCAUCAGGCGCCGCCUCCCGGGCCGCCGCCACAGGCCUACAGUCCGGCCGCCUUGGCCUACAACCAGCUCCCUCCGCAUCCGCCGCCGCCGCAUCACAUGGCCGCCCAUCUGGGCAGCUAUGCCGCUCCCCCGCCUCACUACUACAUGAGCCAGGCGAAGCCCUCGAAGUACAACCACUACAACAGCAAUGGCAGCACUAACAGCAGCAACAAUAACAGCAGCAGCAACUACGCCCCGAAGGCCAUACUGCAGAACACGUACAGGAACCAGAAGGUGGUGGCUCCAGCAGUGGUGCCAGCAGAAGUGCCCGAGGUUUCCGAGCAGCCACCACUGGCGACCAACACUAAUAGCAACAGCAGCAGCAGCAGUAACAACAUAGUCAAAGCCAGCGAACCAGAGGAUAGCUCUCAGGAGCAGGAGUCUACGGUAGAGCCAGCUCCCUCCGUGGACGAUUGCAGCAGCAGCAGCGAGCACAUCGAUGCCGCUGGUACGCUGCCCAAUGAGGACACCAGCAGCUCGGGUCGCGGCGGCGGCAAGGAUAAGACUCCCAUGUGUCUGGUCAAUGAGCUGGCCAGGUACAACAAGAUCACCCAUCAGUAUCGGCUGACCGGUGAGCGAGGACCGGCCCACUGCAAAACCUUCACGGUCACCCUGAAGCUGGGCGAGGAGGAGUACUCGGCGGACGGGUUCAAGAUCAAGAAGGCGCAGCAUUUGGCCGCCAGCAAAGCCAUCGAGGAUACGAAGUACAAGCAUCCGCCGCCAAAGAUUCGGCGCAACGAUGAGGGUGGGCCAAUGCGCACGCACAUUACGCCGACGGUGGAACUGAAUGCCCUGGCCAUGAAACUGGGACAGCGCACGUUCUACCUGCUGGAUCCCACGCAGAUUCCACCGGCGGAACCCAUGCUGCCGGACUAUGGCGGUGCUCCGAUGCUAACGGCGCCCUCUGGUCCGGGAAUGCCGCCUCAACCUCCGCCACCUGCGUAUGCUUUGCGGCAAAGGCAUGGCAAUGGAUUCGUUCCUAUUCCUUCGCCGCCAAUGCAUCCGCAUGGCUUCUAUCAUGGCCCCGGGCAGCGACCCUUUCCCCCGAAGUUCCCAUCACGGUUUGCACUUCCUCCACCGCUCGGACCGCAUGUCAUGCAUGGACCCAAUGGUCCCUACGCCUCUGUGCCAACGGCGCCCAGCAAGAUCACCUUGUUUGUGGGCAAGCAGAAGUUUGUGGGCAUCGGGCGAACCCUGCAACAGGCCAAGCAUGAUGCAGCGGCCAGAGCCUUGCAAGUUCUGAAGACCCAGGCCAUUUCUGCCUCAGAGGAGGCUCUGGAGGACUCGAUGGACGAGGGUGACAAGAAGUCGCCCAUCUCACAGGUCCACGAGAUCGGAAUCAAGCGGAACAUGACGGUACACUUCAAGGUGUUGCGCGAGGAGGGACCUGCUCACAUGAAGAACUUCAUUACGGCCUGCAUCGUGGGCUCCAUUGUCACCGAGGGCGAGGGCAACGGCAAAAAGGUAUCGAAGAAGCGCGCCGCCGAAAAGAUGCUCGUAGAGCUGCAGAAGCUGCCACCUCUCACGCCCACCAAACAGACGCCUCUGAAGCGGAUCAAGGUGAAAACACCGGGUAAAAAUGCAGGAGCAGCCCCGGGUGCAGCGGUUGUGCCAGGCGGCGACGGUGUUACACCUGCGGGCAAGCCAGAGAGACGUAAACGGCCCAAUGUGACCGUGAAGGAGAAGAUCAUAGAGCCAGACGAUGCCGAGAAUCCCAUCACGAAGCUUAUCCAGCUGCAGCAAACGCGCAAGGAAAAGGAGCCCAUCUUCGAACUGAUAGCCAAGAAUGGCAACGAGAGCGCCAGGCGGCGGGAAUUCGUAAUGGAGGUUUCCGCCAGCGGCAGCACGGCGCGCGGAACAGGCAACAGCAAGAAGCUGGCUAAGAGGAAUGCGGCUCAGGCUCUCUUUGAACAACUGGAGGCCAUAGACUUUACGCCCAGCAAUGAAACGCAGGGAUUGGGCGAAAGUAGCAGCUCAGCCACAGUCUCGGCAGUCACAGCCCCCACAGUGGAGUCAACAACUGAAGGUGACGUGCCUAUGGUGUCCACGCCAGUGGGUCCUAUGCCGGGCAUACUGAUUCUUCGGCAAAACAAGAAACCGGCGAAAAAGCGGGAUCAAGUGGUGGUUGUCAAGGCCAAUGCGGAUGCCAAAGAGGAGGAGGUACCUACGGAUGCCCCAGUUGCAGCUGCAGCUGAGGAGGAGCAUAAGAGCAGCAGUGGCAAUACGGGCAACACCAGCAGCAGUAGCAGCGAUACCCAAUCCACGGAGGCGGCCAGUGAGAGUGCGCUGAACACCUCCAGUGGCAGUAACACAAGCGGAGUGAGCAGCAACAGUAGCAGCAGCAGCAGCAGCAGUAACAACAAUAGCAACUCAAAUAGCAAUAGCAGCAGCCAAGGUGCGGGAGUGCACAUGAAGGAGCAGCUGCUGUACCUUAGCAAACUGCUGGACUUUGAGGUCAACUUCUCAGACUAUCCGAAGGGCAAUCACAAUGAGUUCCUGACUAUUGUCACUCUGUCCACGAAUCCGCCACAGAUCUGUCAUGGCGUGGGCAAGAGCUCCGAGGAGUCGCAGAACGAUGCCGCACGAAAUGCACUGAAAAUCCUCAGUGAACUGGGACUCAACAAUGCCAAGAAAUAGGCGAGUUCAAACAGUUUUCUUUACAAAUUACAUACCCGUCCACAAAAAAGAAACCUUAAACAAAAUCCAAAAAACCCCAAGCUAGGUGCAAAUUCGAAAGGGAAAAUGAGAAAAAGAGAAAAGGAAGUACGGUGAACAAUGCAAGAAACAGUGAAAUAGCAAAUUAUUAGUUAAUACCUAUUUAUUUAUUUAUGUGCAAGUUGUGCCAACUGCUGGUGUUAUUAUUUUAUUUAUUUUUGUUGUUGAGAAUUGGUUAACUAAGCGAACGAACUGAACUGCAACCGAAAGUGAACACGAAUACUGGACAGAGCCGGAGGAGUGGAUGUUAGCCAUGUUGAGAGAGGAGGAGAAUCGAACAAUAACUAGCCUUAAAGAGACCCGCAACACAAAACGAUGCAAGACCUUGUACUAAACUAAACUUAAGAUUAAAGUUGAAACCGAAGCUGCAGCUUCGCCACUUGAAUUGAAUUGAUGAACAAAUGACUAUUGAUACCUCUUAGCUGCGUAGGGGCAACGCUUUCAAAAAUAAAUACAAAAUGUAGGACAAAAUUUGUGGAGAGUAGGAUUAGGAGAGGCAACGACAAUUUUUGAUUUAUUUUUCAAAGCAACAGCGAAACCAUUUACCAUUGUGGUCACAUAUGCUUGAUGAAACUCGUCGAAUAAUGAAUAUCUAUUAUAAUAUUAAGUGUUAGGCGUAAGCACCGUCGUAUGCCCCAUGCAGGGUCCCAGUUUCCUGAGCUUCCACUAAACCUUUCAAUUUGCCAAAUGCCGAACGCUGAAACCUUUCGCAAAUUGAAUGGACUGUUUUGUGUGGAACCCGGGACAGGACAUGGCAUGACAGGCGUUUACACAUGUGGAAACCCCACGAUACAUACAUACAUAAUAAAAUACAAUUUACAUAAUCGUUAUAAUUAUAAUUAUAAAUGUUUAAUAAGCCAUUUUUGUAAAUGUUCAGCUUUUGUACUACGAACAAAGGAGAGUUAAAAGCUGAACAUCCUUAUGAAUAAUGAAUCGUGUUGUUUAUCUGCUUUAUGUUUCGUCCCCAUAUAUCUCGAUUUUUGCUUAUUUGAAUCCGUUUUACGUUUUACAUUCUAUGUCUUAUUGUUAGCCACACUCACUCACUGCUAUUCUUCAAAAUUUCGAUUACAAUAGUUUUAAAGUCUUUUAGUCUUUUGCCCUUAAACAGCACCCGUUGAUUAAGCGUUAAGUUGCGUUAUGUAAAAUGUAUUUUGUCUAAGCAAUCGCGUCGGCAACAAUGUGCAUGAUCGCGCAAUCUGCUUCCUAUCCCUAGCCUAGCCUCUAAGCUCAAGCCCCCCGUGGCAGUGGAAGUCAUACCCAGUAUUAAAUGUAUAGAUAAGGGCAACUCCAACAGCAAGAUAUACCCUCUAUCUCAAUCGCCGAUUGACUCACACAGACGGACACAUCGUGCACAUUGUUUGCGCCACACAAAUCGUUCACUUUUGUCAGAAGACUUUGCACAGAUCGUAAUCGUAAUCGUAAUUGUAGUCGUGUGCGCGGAAGUUGAGUUGCAAAGUCUUCACAAAAUUGAUGGAAAUUAUUAAUCUUAAACUGAGAUAUAUAUAUAAAUACGUAUAUAUGUGACAGCGAAGCGUGAAGAUCUGUUCAUUAACACCAAAUAAAGGCAUAAGAAGUCAAAGUCAGGAGAGGAGAUGAGGAGAGAACACAUUUAUUAGUCUUAAGCCUAUCCCACACAAUCACUUGGUUAUUUGUCUAUUCUGUAACGUGACCCAUGAACAUGUUAUGUAUCGUAAAAAUGAAGAACAAACUAUGAAACUAUAUAUGUAAAAUGUAACAAAUAAACAGUGAAAUAAAGUUGAAA